Molecule: messenger RNA, 312 nt
Organism: Aspergillus oryzae RIB40
Lineage: Eukaryota; Fungi; Ascomycota; Eurotiomycetes; Eurotiales; Aspergillaceae
Exons: 2
Coding region: 1-312 (103 amino acids)
Source: RefSeq, a predicted model, not a curated record
AUGUAUGCACUGGGCAUUGUCUUCAGACACUCAAGGGCCACAGUACCGCCAUUUCUCGAUGACCAGUCCCUCAACACAAGCUUAGGUGCUCUUUAUCUUGGGCCUGUUCGCAGGUCGGCCGAAGAGAGCGAUGAUAUGAACCCGCAAACCCGAGAAAUCUUCAUUAAGAAUUCAUGGAUCACAUGGAAUGGCCGGAACCAUUUCUGGCUUCCCCCAGAGUACAGACCCAAGUACACAGCUGUCUAUGGCAAUAUUGUUGCGAUUAUAAUUGGUAACCAUGAGAUGACAGUGUUUAAAUUUACUCUCCACUAA